This is a messenger RNA of Magallana angulata, 4289 nucleotides long. RefSeq names its product sodium/myo-inositol cotransporter 2-like. The record is from RefSeq and is a predicted model, not a curated record. The transcript is spliced from 17 exons. Gene Ontology annotation, molecular function: D-glucose:sodium symporter activity. The coding region runs from base 142 to 2268 and encodes 708 amino acids. Lineage: Eukaryota; Metazoa; Mollusca; Bivalvia; Ostreida; Ostreidae. Gene Ontology annotation, cellular component: plasma membrane. Gene Ontology annotation, biological process: transmembrane transport.
GGACUUUGCAUAUGAUAUGGCGAUGACACGAUAUCAAAUUUAAAAUAGUCAAGAGUUGUCUGUUGUGUGACAGGUGGCGCUGCUAAUAUUAGGUCGUAAGCUGUCUGCAACUUGUGAAGUGGGCCUCAGGAGGAGAGAGAGAUGGAAACUGUGGAAGGAACACGACUUCAUUACGGAGAUUUUAUUGUUAUUGUUGCAUACUUCGCAUUUGUCUUGUUUAUAGGAUUAUGGACCUCUCGACAGAACAGAGGCAGUGCCGGGGGCUACUUCCUUGCAGGCAGGAGUAUGCAUUGGAUACCGGUUGGAGCCUCCCUGUUUGCCAGUAAUAUAGGAAGCAUCCACUUUGUGGGGCUAGCAGGAUCUGGUGCAGCAACAGGAAUAGUCAUUGCCUUGUAUGAACUCAAUGCUUUGUAUAUUCUCAUGUUGCUGGGAUACCUUUUUCUACCUGUGUACAUUGCAUCAGGUGUUUACACUAUGCCGGAGUAUCUGAAGUGUCGCUUUGGAGGACAAAGAAUUCAAAUCUACAUUGCUGUACUGGCGCUCAUUGUAUACAUCUUUACAAAAAUAUCAGCUGACUUGUACGCUGGGGCAAUCUUUAUAGAACAGGCAAUGCACUGGGAUCUCUACUGGUCAAUCUUACUUCUGUUGAGCAUUGCUACAAUAUUCACAAUAACUGGUGGACUUACUGCGGUAAUCUGGACAGACUUCAUACAGACCAUUAUAAUGCUGAUUGGAGCACUGGCACUCAUGGCCAUCAGCUUUGCCAAGGUUGGUGGGUUGAAUGGAGUUGUUGAAAAGUAUCCCCAUGCUAUUGCAAACACCACCAAGUACUCCAACACAACCUGUGGAGUGCCGCGUGAGGACUACAUGCACCUGUUCAGGGACCCUGCGACUGGAGAUCUUCCUUGGCCAGGGAUUGUCGGGAUGUCAAUCAACUCCAUCUGGUACUGGUGUUCUGAUCAGGUGAUAGUUCAGAGAGCACUUGCUGGCAAGACGUAUGACCAUGCUAAAGCUGGAACAGUAUUGUGUGCUUUCAUUAAGAUCCUCCCCCUAUUCCUGCUGGUUUUCCCAGGAAUGAUCUCUAGAAUAUUGUUUCCAGACACUGUUGGCUGUGCUGACCCUGAGGUCUGUAUGUCUGUCUGUGGGAGUGAGUCGGGGUGUAGUAACAUUGCUUACCCUACUCUGGUCAUCAAUCUCAUGCCAGCAGGUGCCCGGGGGAUGAUGCUUGCUGUGAUGAUGGCUGCCCUCAUGUCAUCUCUCACCUCCAUCUUUAACAGCAGCAGUACUAUAUUUGCCAUGGAUAUUUGGACCAGGAUCAGAAAGCAGGCCUCAGAGUUAGAAAUCAUGAUCGUAGGAAGGCUUUUUGUGCUGGUUCUUGUGGUUGUCAGUAUUGUCUGGAUCCCCGUCAUACAGGCCUCCCAGGGGAGUGAACUCUUUGUCUACAUCCAACAAGUCUCAAGCUUUAUGCAGCCUCCUAUUUGCUGUAUAUUCAUAUUGGGUUUAUUCUGGGAGAGAUUAAAUGAAGCAGGAGCUUUCUUUGGGCUUGUGAUUGGUAUGUUGAUUGGGCUGGUUCGUUUUAUUGUGGAGUAUUCGUACACCCUCCCGAACUGUGUGGAGAACCUGCCAGACCCCCGGCCAUCCAUUGUGAAGGACUUCCACUACCUGUACUUCUCCUCAUUCCUGUUUGUGGCCACAGGACUAGUGGCCAUUGGAAUCAGCCUUAUGACAAAACCUAUAGACAGAAGAUGUCUUCAGCGACUGACUUGGUGGACUCGCCACAGUGAGGAGCCCCGUCUGGACAUCGAUGACUGGUUGGCCUCACAGUCCACUGGUUCUGAUGAUAACACCUCGGAUGCAGCAAGCACAGAGAAGGAAAAGGGAGUAGAAAUGGAAAACCUGGCCAAGAGCAAUGGAAAAGCUGAAGAAGCUGGUUUAUCAGAGAAAAUUGCCAACAAGAAAGCUGAGAGUGAACAAGGAGAUGCUCUGGUGACAGCUAACAGCAAUGAGGAUCCAGAGGUCCAGAUAGUAGAGGGCCCAGUGACAGACCACUGGAACAAGUCUCCGAUCUUAAGGGUAGCACUGCCUCGUCGCAUUGUGUACUGGUGCUGUGGGAUAGAGGAGGACAAUAAGACGUCCCUGGCUAGCCACACAGUACAGAGGAAUGAAAUGCUGUCCAUCAAAGAGGAUCCCGUCUGGUCCAAAGUCACCAACUGCUUUGCCAUUUUAUCCAUGGCUGCAACAGUUUUCCUCUUUGUAUUUUUUGGCUAAGGAACACAAGCUUUUUUUUUUUUAUGUCUGCCAGCUGAUGACUGGAAAUCUUCAAAAAAAUUCACCAAAAAAGUUUUUUAUUUACUUUUUAGUCGUUUUUUGUUAUUCCAUGUUAGCUUAUGAUUUAUAAAAGGUCUUUGUUUUGUUAGAAGUACUCCAAAAGAAAGAUUAUAAAAUUUCUUCUUAAUUGAAAAGUUUAUAAUUAAUUGAGUUUAAGAAAUAUUUUUUUAAAAUAAGAUAUUGCUUAAACAAAUAAUUAAUUGAGAGUCAUGUUAUGCAAAGAAAGCAAAAUGAAAAAAUGUUUGAGGCAUCAUUUUAUGGAGAGCUUUGGGAUUAACUUGGGAUUUUUACAUCAGAGUAAAACACAUAUCAAUUGAAAUUCUUAUUUUUGUUAGAUCUCCUUUUAUACACACUUCCACUGUUAUCAUAUAUAUAGACACUUAUUUCAGUUUAUCCAUUCAACUUACAGGGUAAAAAUUUAAAACAUUAAUAGUUGGUGAUAACUUAGAAAAUAGUAUUUAAUAUGCCAUCUUAAAAUUUGUUUGGAAGAAUAAAAACUCCUGUAGAUAAGGAGAGUUGAUCUGAUGAUCGGCAAAUGUAAAAUUCCAAGUACAUGCAUGUGCAGUACCUACCGGUACUUUUUCCUCGUGACAGCCAUUACUAUGUAUAUGGCAUAAAAUGUAAUAUUACAGCUCUAACGGAAUUGUUAUUACAGAGUUUUUUGUAAUUGUCUUUUAAUUAUUUGUGCUAGUUUCAUUGGAUAUUAUGUGUAAUAAUGAGUUAAUUAGCACAUGUCAUGUAAGCCCUUGUUAUUUUCUAGGUUAAUUAAGAUGCCAAUAUUCAUUAAGACUUAAGCGCACAUAUACUUAUAUUGGCCCCAAAACUUUCUUUCUACUUCAAAAAGCUUAUGAAAUAAUACAAAAUGGUUUAUUGAUUAUCUUUAGUAUAUCCCUGAGAAAUUAGGGUUUAUGAAUGCACUAUGCAGCAGUCCUUAUUUUCAUUGUGAGAAAGCCAUAUUUUACAAUACUAAAGAUGAGAUAUGUGCUUCUUGUAUACUUUGAACAAGCCUUUGUGUAUGUGAGAAAACACAUAUUGUACAUCAAAUUGUAUGUGUAAUUGUGCAUACAUAUCUAAGAAUAUAUUUUUUAUACAUGCUUAAAGUUUCUUGCAUCUAGCUGAUGUAUUUCUAUUGUAUGAAGUACAACAUUUUGUGAUAUGGAUAUAUGUUAUAGAUUGUUUCUAUUAAGUGCCAUUCUCCAAUUUUACCUGCAUGCAGUGACAACCUCAAAAGUCAAUUCACACCAGUAAUGUAAUUCAUGUUUACAUUAACCUCUUUAGAAAUAUGAAUAACAUGUAAACUGCAAAAAGUAUUUAAAAACUCUCAAGACUAGAAAUCCUAGCCCAAAUAUUUCUUGAUGCAUGAUCAAGUCUGCGUGAAGGUCAGGUACUGAGCUUUGUUUUCUUUUUGAUUCAUGGUAAUUUAUAAUCCAUAAUCAUUUGACAGUUGCGUUUGUAUUCAGGUGUUAAUUAAAGACCACAGACCACUGUAUUUUGAAAAGACCAAGUAAAACGUUAACAUGCUUAUUGUCAAUCAAUACGUGUUGAUCAAAGGGACUUAAUUCUGUCUUGGUAAUGAUGUGAAUUAUUGUACAUAACCGUUAGAUGUUGCACAAGAAUCAGUUCUCUCAAUACCGGUUUAUUAUCGCCGACUGUGAUUUUUCAAUUGCUGUUACUGGAAGGUGCAGUGCAGAUGCUUUUAAAAUAAUCACAUGAUUAUAUGUAGAGUGAAAUAAUUUUUAUAAAGUGUUUUCUUAUUAUUUUUAAGCCUUGUAAACCCUUAAUUGUGUUGCUUUCUAUAUUUAAUAUGUAUAAAUAUAUAUUGAUACGUAGAAGAAUGUAGUUAAUUAGUAAAUUGAUAAUUAACUUGAACUAGUAGCACUGAUGUAUGAAACACUGAGAGAACUUGUGAUAUUGUCAUGCUUUGUUCAGUGUCAAUCCAAUAAAAAAGUAUAGAAACAACA